ACAGUUUAUAAAGUAAUGUUAUUAUUGUAUUAUAAAAGUUUUAUAGAGAUGAGGUUAUCAUAUAGCAGAGUUGUUGAAAAUUGAAAAAUCUCAAUCUUCACAUGGAGAUCUCUGAUGAGCUCAAACAUGAGCACUGUGCCCUGAUUAUAGAAAAAGCUGAACUCGAACGAAAUAUUGAAAGAAGACAACAGAAAAUAAAAAGGUUGCUCAUAGAUAUCAAGAGUUCAUAUCAGAUGUGCGCAGAACAAGAAGCCAAGGAUGCAUUACUUACACUUGAUGGUGAAGAAAGCUGGGAGCCUGAAAUUAGAGCUUUUGAACUCUGGAGUUCUGGAGAAAAUGUUGAAGAAAUGCAAGGAAUAAUUGUUGCCUUAAAACGUAAGAGGGCAGCUAUCACUGCUGAAUGUUCAGAUAUAUUGUCCAAGCUUGAAGAUUUAAGAAAAACAUCUUUGUAAAAGUGUCAAUGUACCUACUCAUGCUUUACUACCAUGUAUGUCUUUGUGGGUUAGGGCUAUUGGACCCAAUCUAUUACCAAAAAUAGGCAUCAGUUAAAAAGAGCAGCGGCCAGGACAAUUUUAAACUGAUCCUGUGUAAAAAAACAUGUUCUCAAUUGGCAGGUAAUUAAAUAGAUUGUGU
Dendronephthya gigantea is the source of this 633-nucleotide messenger RNA. RefSeq lists its product as uncharacterized. Bases 102 to 452 code for a protein of 116 amino acids. Lineage: Eukaryota; Metazoa; Cnidaria; Anthozoa; Malacalcyonacea; Nephtheidae. The transcript has 4 exons. The record is from RefSeq and is a predicted model, not a curated record.